CACCUGUAAUCCCAGCACUUUGGGAGGCUGAGGUGGGUGGAUCACCUGAGGUCAGGCGUUCAAAACCAGCUUGGCCAACAUGGUGAAACCCUGUUUCUACUUAAAAAAAUACAACAAUUGGCCGGGCAUGGUGGCACACGCCUGUAAUCCCAGCUACUUGGGAGACCGAGGCAGGAGAAUCACUUGAUCCUGUGAGGCAGAGGUUGCAGUGAGCUAAGAUCAUGCCACUGCACUCCAGUUUAGGCAACAGAGCGAGACUCUUAUCUCAAAAAAAAAAAAAGAGAGAGCGAGAGAAAGAUAGAACGGCCACAUGCACAACAAUAUUUACCAUAGUACUUAUUGAAUGAUAGUGAAAAUUUAGAAACAUUAUGAAUGGUUAAGUGACUGGUAAUGUGAAAUUUUGUAUAACUUAUUGACAAAAGGGAAACAUUUGAUUACAUAUGAAAUGAAAAAAGAUACAGUUUGUUGGCGCAUGCCAAGAACCACUAAAUUGUAUGCUUUACAGGGGUGAAUUUUGUGAAUCAUCUCAAUUUUGAAAAAAGAUACUAUUGUAGGUAGCGGUCCCAGCCGUUCUUUGGAACUAGCAACUUCCCUACCCCACCCCAGUCCUGGUCUCCGUCCAGCUGCUGACGUGAAGAUGAGCAGCUCAGAGGAGGUAUCCUGGAUUUCCUGGUUCUGAGGGCUCCGUGGCAGUGAAUUCUUCUGUGAAGUGGAUGAAGACUACAUCCAGGACAAAUUUAAUCUUACUGGACUCAAUGAGCAGGUUCCUCACUAUCGACAAGCUCUAGAUAUGAUCUUGGACCUGGAGUCUGAUGAAGAACUGGAAGACAACCCCAGCCAGAGUGACCUGACUGAGCAGGCAGCCGAGAUGCUUUAUGGAUUGAUCCACGCCCGAUACAUCCUUACCAACCAUGGCAUCGCCCAGAUGUUGGAAAAGUACCGUCAGGGAGACUUUGGCUAUUGUCCCCGUGUGUACUAUGAGAAACAGACAGUGCUUCCCAUUGGCCUUUCAGACAUCCCAGGUGAAGCCACGGUGAAUGUCUACUGCACCAAGUGCAUGGAUGUGUACACACCCAAGUCAUCAUGGCACCAUCACACGGAUGGCGCCUAUUUCAGCACUGGUUUCUCUCACAUGCUCUUCAUGGUGCAUCCUGAGUACCGGCCCAAACGACCUGCCAACCAGUUUGUGCGGCUGUAUGGUUUCAAGAUCCAUCCGAUGGCCUACCAGCUGCAGCUCCAAGCUGCCAGCAACUUCAAGAGCCCAGUCAAGACGAUUCGCUGAUUCCCCACCCCACCUGUCCUGCAGUCUUUGACACUUCCUUUCCUUUUUACCACCGUUCAGGAACCCUGUAUGGUUUUUAGUUUAAAUUAAAGGAGUCAUUAUUGUGGUGGGAAUAUGAAAUAAAGUGGAAGAAAAGGCCAAAAAAA
This is a messenger RNA of Callithrix jacchus (white-tufted-ear marmoset), 1428 nucleotides long. RefSeq names its product casein kinase II subunit beta. Lineage: Eukaryota; Metazoa; Chordata; Mammalia; Primates; Cebidae. Gene Ontology annotation, cellular component: cytoplasm; protein kinase CK2 complex. The record is from RefSeq and is a predicted model, not a curated record. Gene Ontology annotation, molecular function: protein kinase regulator activity.